UGUUCAUCAGUUGUUAUAACCGUUCGCGGCGCGCGCACGCGCACUCAGAAAUGGUGCGCACGUGUUGUCUCCUAGUCGUCGUGCUGAUGAUAGUUAGCGCCGAGGAUGCCGGCAAGUCCUCAAAGGUGCUGGAUGCUCAGAUGCAUCCAGCUUACAUCCCGUCCGCGGAGAAACAUGCCUCCUUCUGGCGGAAGACCGCAGCUGACACCCUCAAGUCCAAGUUGAAAGAGAAGAAGAAUACGAAUAAAGCGCAGAACGGAAUACUCUUCAUUGGCGAUGGAAUGUCGCUGGCUACCGUCAUGGCCGCUAGGACGUACGCUGGACAGCUCGAGAGGGAGCUGGGAGAAGACAAUGUGUUGAACUUCGAGAAGUUUCCGGUGACGGGAUUGGCCAGGACGUACUGCCUCGACGCGCAAGUGCCGGACUCCGCGUGCACCGCCACGUCCUACCUCACGGGCGUCAAGACAAUGUAUGGCGUCAUCGGCCUGGACGGCAACGUGACCAGAGCCUCCUGCCACAGCCAGCUGUAUCAACCCAACCGUGUGUCGUCUAUUGGACAGUGGGCGCUGGACAAGGGGUUAGAUGUUGGUAUUGUCACCACAACUCGGGUGACGCACGCCUCUCCCGCGGGCAUGUACGCUCACACCUCCGAGAGGAACUGGGAGUCAGAUGUCGACAUACCUGAGGAGUGUCGGACCCUCGGCUGCAGGGACAUCGCGUACCAGCUCGUGAAUGAGAACCCUGGACGACAGUUUAAGGUGAUAAUGGGUGGUGGUCGUCGGGAGCUGACUCCGAACCUCACCACGCCACUGGGCAACAGCAACGGCAAGCGGCUGGAUGGAGUAGACCUGACAGACGUGUGGCAUGUGGACAAGGUGGAGAAAAACGCCACCCACCAGUACGUCACGGAUCGGAGUGAGCUGAUGAAGGUAUUCAAUUCGGACGACUUACCAGAGUACCUCCUCGGGCUGUUCCACAACGACCACAUGGACUACCACCUCAAAGCCAAAGACCAACCAACCCUGGAGGAGAUGGUGGAAGUCGCCAUCAAGAUGCUGAGCAGGAAUCCCAGGGGAUACUUCCUUUUCGUUGAAGGAGGCAGAAUAGACCAUGCCCACCACGACAGCCUAGCUCAAUUAGCUCUGGACGAAACAGUGGAAUACUCCAAAGCUGUCCAAAAAGCGAGAGACCUGACUAACGAAGAGGAUACCCUGAUAGUCGUCAGCUCCGACCACGCGCAUACCAUGACAGUAGCUGGUUAUCCAUCCCGAGGCAAUGAUAUUCUGGGAGUGGUAGAUACUACUAACGGUGAUGAUGGAAUACCGUAUACCACCAUCAGCUAUGCCAACGGAAAGGCUGCAUCUAUAUCGCCUGAAGGCAAACGAGUGGAUGUAACGACUCAUGAAGGAUUCAAAUCACGUGACGUAAACUACGCGUACCCUAGCCUGACGCCGCUCGAUUCAGAGACCCACGGAGGUGAAGACGUAGCAGUAUUCGCCCUAGGACCCUGGCAGCACCUCUUCACAGCCAGCUACGAGCAGGUUCUGGUACCACAUAUGAUGGCAUACGCGAUGUGUCUCACAGACAAUCCUCAUGAAAACUGCAACUUGGAGAUUCCCGAGAGACAAGGGCCUUUCUGGUCGUCUAGUAGUUUUAGUAUUACGCCUAAUAAGUAUUAUUUGUUAAGUUUGAGCGCUGUGAUAUUUGUUUUAAGAUAUUAAAUAGCUUAGUCAAUGCGGCAAGUA
This is a messenger RNA of Aricia agestis (brown argus), 1745 nucleotides long. RefSeq names its product membrane-bound alkaline phosphatase-like. NCBI's taxonomy places the organism in Eukaryota, Metazoa, Arthropoda, Insecta, Lepidoptera, Lycaenidae. The coding region runs from base 51 to 1721 and encodes 556 amino acids. Gene Ontology annotation, molecular function: alkaline phosphatase activity. The record is from RefSeq and is a predicted model, not a curated record. Gene Ontology annotation, biological process: dephosphorylation. The transcript has 8 exons.